CUGGCAGUAAAUAUAUCUUAUAUGAGAUCUUCCUUUGACAUCCUGAAAGCAGAGGACAUGGAUAAAAUUAACCAGACAUUUGUGCCAGAAUUUCUUCUUCUGGGUCUUUCUGAAUACCCAAAGACUGAGAUUGUUUACUUUGUUGUAAUUCUAAGUAUGUACCUAGUCAUUCUAGUUGGCAAUGGUGUUCUCAUCACAGCAAGCAUCUUUGAUUCCCAUCUUCACUCCCCCAUGUACUUCUUCCUGGGAAACCUCUCUUUUCUGGAUAUGUGCUAUACAUCUUCCUCUGUUCCUUCAACUUUGGUGAGCUUAAUCUCAAAGAAAAGGAACAUUUCCUUCUCUGGAUGUGCAGUGCAAAUGUUUUUUGGAUUUGCAAUGGGUUCAACAGAGUGUUUGCUCCUUGGCAUGAUGGCUUUUGACCGCUAUGUGGCCAUCUGUAACCCUCUGAGAUACCCUGUCAUCAUGAGCAAGGUGGUGUAUAUCCUGAUGGCUUCUGUGUCAUGGCUAUCUGGAGGAAUCAACUCAAUUGUACAAACAUCUCUUGCCAUGCGAUUGCCUUUCUGUGAGAAUAAUAUAAUCAAUCAUUUCACAUGUGAAAUAUUAGCUGUUCUCAAGCUAGCUUGUACUGAUAUAUCUCUCAAUAUUAUCACCAUGAUGGUAUCAAAUAUGGCAUUUCUAGUUCUUCCACUGCUGGUCAUAUUUUUCUCCUACAUGUUCAUCCUCUAUACCAUCUUGAGAAUGAACUCAGCUAGAGGGAGACAUAAGGCCUUUUCUACCUGCUCAGCACAUCUGACUGUGGUAAUUAUAUUUUAUGGUACCAUCUUCUUUAUGUAUGCCAAACCUAAGUCUCAAGAACUGCAUGGAGAAAACAAGUUGCAAGCUUCUGACAAGCUCAUUUCCCUGUUUUAUGGUGUAGUGACUCCCAUGCUAAAUCCUAUAAUCUACAGCUUGAGGAAUAAGGAUGUAAAAGCUGCUGUAAAAUAUUUGCUAAACAAAAAACCUAUCCAGUAA
Capra hircus (goat) is the source of this 1011-nucleotide messenger RNA. Its product is annotated as olfactory receptor 13C3. NCBI's taxonomy places the organism in Eukaryota, Metazoa, Chordata, Mammalia, Artiodactyla, Bovidae. The record is from RefSeq and is a predicted model, not a curated record. Gene Ontology annotation, biological process: G protein-coupled receptor signaling pathway. The transcript has a single exon. Gene Ontology annotation, cellular component: membrane. The coding region runs from base 22 to 1011 and encodes 329 amino acids. Gene Ontology annotation, molecular function: olfactory receptor activity; G protein-coupled receptor activity.